AUGGCUUGCACCGAGGACAUGGCUGCUGCGGCAACUCCGCAAGCCAACAGCAUACCACCCGUUGCAGAGCAAGGGCGUGAAAAGGUUGCUCCCCCAGACGUGGCCACCGAAAGAACAUCUGAAAUACAGGUGGAGAAGAGCCCGAACGACGAGCGGGCCUACCGUGCGAUGGAGCUACCAAGCGGCAUUACGGCUAUCGUUGUCUCGGACCCGGACACCAAGAUCUCCGCCGCGGCGAUGGACGUUCACGUUGGCUAUUUCUCUGACCCAGAUGAUUUGCCAGGCCUGGCUCAUUUUUGCGAACACCUCCUGUUCCUUGGCACCGACAAGUACCCGGACGAGUCGAGCUACGAGGCGCACCUCAAGUCCCACGGAGGGUCGUCGAACGCCUACACGGCUUCCGAAGACACAGUGUACUACUUCAACGUAGCCUCGGACCAUCUCGCCGGGCCCGACGGAGCGCUAGACCGCUUCGCCCAAUUCUUCAUCGCACCACAGUUCACCGAGUCCGCCACGGAGAGGGAGCUAAACGCCAUCGAAUCGGAGAACGCGAAAGAUCAGACCUGUGACUACUGGCGGCUCCUGCUCAUAGAGAAUUCCAGGGCUAACCCUAAGCACCCUUACUCCAAAUUCGGUGCGGGCAACCGCAAGAGCUUGCUGGAAGACCCGGCAGCGAAGGGAAAGAAUGCCCGGGAAGCCCUGUUGCCCUUCUUUUAUGCGCAUUACGCCGCGAACCAGAUGACUCUUGUCGUACUGGGCAAGGAAUCGUUGUCGGAGCUGCAGCAGGCUGUCGAGGAGAAGUUUUCUGCUGUGCCCAAGCGCGGCUGCGGGCUCCGGCCGUCCUCGGCGUGGAUCGGAAAAGUGAAACCGUUUCUCGACGACCGGGCGAAACCGUUGCAGGCUUUCAAUGUGGUCCCGGUUAAGGACUUGCGCUCAUUGGAGGUUUCGUGGACGCUGACUUUCGACACCUACGAAGAAAGAAAGGAAUACCUCGACGCGGCGCCGUUCAGCUACAUUGCGUACGUCGUGGAGUACGAGGGUCCUGGAUCGCUCCUGUCGUACCUAAAGGGCAAGGGCUGGGCCAACGCGCUUAACGCCGGGUGCUCGGCCUCGAACGACGACUUCACCAAUUUCGAGAUCUCAGUCGAUCUGACGCCGGAGGGCCUGCUGAACCGCUUCCAUGUCCUUACGGCGAUUUUCAGCUACCUGGACCUCAUGCAGAAGGAAGGCAUCCCGCGGUCCCUGGCUCCCGAGCUCCGGGUAAUGUCCGACCUGGGCUGGCAGUUCCAGGACAAGAUCGAAGCGGACGCAUUGGUCAACUGGCUAGCACCCAACAUGCAGAACUACAGCAUGGAAACCGCGAUAAGCGGGCCGUGUCGGCUGCAGCGAUACGACGAGAGCUUCAUACACACCCUGUUGAACUCCCUGAGGUCGGACCCGCCAGCGGGGUCGUCUUUGUCCCGUCCCCGGGUCACAGUAACGGCCAAAGACUUCGAAGAAGCUGCCACGGAGAGGGAGAAGUGGUUUGACGUCCCUCACCAGGUGGAGAGCCUUGAAGCGUACACCGAGGAAUGGAAAGCACCUCCGGCAAUUCCGGAGUUCAAGCUCCCGGGUCCCAAUCCGUUCAUUCCCGAAGAUGUGCGGGUGGUCGUGCCGGAGGGAAAGCUCCCAAAGCCGGGAGAAGCGAUUGAUCCGCCCACGGUGGUGGAAAACCUCCCGAACGAUGGCGUGUGGAAGGUGAGGCACAAGCUCGACGACAUCUUCGCGCAGCCCAAGGCCCGCUGCAAGUUCCAACUGGUCAGCCCCGCAGCCUUCGAGAGUCCCCGCACCUGGGCUGCCCUGGACCUCUUCGACAGUUGCCUCAACGAGCACCUCACCGAGUACACCUACGACGCGCUGACAGCAGGCCUGAGCUUCAACCUUAGCGUGAACACGAGGGGGAUCGGACUCUCCUUCCAAGGGUACGGGGACAAGAUGCCCGAGUUCAUCGACAAGGUCGCGGAGGCGGUGGCGACGUAUACCCCCAGCGAUCCGGUCGAGUUCGAACGCCUGCGGGACGUGCUGCGGCGGCGGUGUUCUAGCUUCGACAAUGAACAGCCCUACCGGCACGCCAUGGCCAACGCGGACGAGGCAACGGAGGACCCGACAUAUACCUUGCGAGAGAUCGGAGCAACGCUGGACUCGAUCGAGCUGGCUGAUCUCCGACCCUUGGCGUCUCGAGUACUGGCGGAAGCGGAGGGAGUGUGCCUCAUGCAGGGCAACCUUCAGAAGGAAGACGUCCCUAGGUACAUGGAAGGCGUUCGCCGUUGGUUAAAACCGACCCCUCUACCGGAAGACAAGCGCCCGGAGACGAAGAUCGUGAGGUUGCCGCAGACGCCGAAGGGGUGCGGGAGCUUGCUCCGUAGGCCCGAGGAAGACGAAUCUAACGACAAUUCCGCCGUGCAACUGCUGUUUCAGGUUUCAGACCGCAGUCUCGAGUCGCAAAUGUUGGCGGAGGUGCUGAUGGCGACCAUCGAAGAGCCGUUCUACAACUCCUUGAGGACCAAGCAGCAGCUUGGAUACAUGGUGUUUUCGGGUGUUUCUCGCGUUGAGGGAGUGCGUUUCAUGUACCUGACCGUGCAAUCGGCCGAGCGGAGCGCUCCCUAUCUCACGGACCGAUGUUUGGAAUUCGUGCAAGAAUUCAGGCAGCAGCUGGUGGAUCUAACCCCCGGCAAGCUCAGCGAUUUUGUUCAGGGGCUGGUGAGCCGUAAGCUCGAGCCGGACCACCGCCUAUCCUCCGAGGUAAACAGGAAUUGGGGAGAGAUCGUCACCGGGCAGCUAAAGUUCGACCGUAGGAGGGAAGAAGUGGAGGCGCUGAGAAAGGUUCAGGAGGAGGACUUGCUACGCUUCUUCGAAAGGCAUCUCCAAGAGGGCGGGGAAGACCGGCGGCUGCUGACGUCAGAGGUCUUUGCCAAGAAGUACGAGAGCGACAUGGAACUCCCCGCGACGGAGGCGAUGUUGGUGUCAAACGCCAAAGAGUGGAGGGGAGCCCAGGAAAAGUUUCCGAUUCGGAUUCGCCUCGCAUAGACAAAUAAAGUUCAACGAAGGAGUGCGCGUGCACAUGUCGGCACGACGAACGAACGGGUUGUAGGGUAGGGUUCAACACACCGUAUUGUACCAACCUUGGUGUCUGUGUCUCGUACCAACGUGUACAUAAAUUAUCUGUGUCUAGCAUUGGUGGCCGCAUAAAUUUGAGUGGCCGCUGGUUGAUUUGCACGAAAUGUUCUGGUAGGCAUAUUGAAUGGAACAAUCUUCUCCACCGAUGGAGGAUGGGGAGGGCAGAGGGCAUGCAGCAACAAGCUUUGGCCGAAUUGCUUUUGGUAAACGAAAACAAGUUUCGCGAAUCCCUUUUUCUCGUGGGGGAAGGCUUACGGAUUUAGAUGAUAGUUUGAGCGAGCGGUCACGGGUCGAGCAAGCGGGCACAUGCAAGUUGAAUGGUUCAACAAUCAAGUUCGUUUUUGUU
Molecule: messenger RNA, 3502 nt
Organism: Ectocarpus siliculosus
Lineage: Eukaryota; Phaeophyceae; Ectocarpales; Ectocarpaceae
Source: the annotation of a GenBank genome assembly